AUGAGGAUGCUCCUAUUGAAGCUGAACCAUACCAUCAGCGACCUAAUCGAUCAUGGUUCAGAGGUAAAUCCAGGUCUUAUUAUCCUAGGUAAUAUAGGUCACCAACUUUACUACGUAAAAUACGAUGAGAGGAAUAAUACUACUGAUGAUGAUCACAAGGGGCAGUGCAUUCCAAAAACACUUGGAUUGGGAGAUCAUUCUCUCAAUCGAACUCAGGGAAUGUCCAAGAGUUCUCUAGUUGGUUCCUGCAAUGGUUUGAUUUGUUUAGCUGAACUUAACAUAAAGCGUGGCCUCCGUGAUCUCAUCCAUAUUUGUAAUCCCAUUAUUAGAGAAUGUUUGUAUCUCCCACGAUGUAACGAAAAUAUUGAGUACUAUGAUGUUGGUAGCAGUAUACUCGGUGGAUUUGGUUAUAUUUACCAAACCAACGAGUACAAGGUUGUUAGAAUCUUAUACAACGACUGUUCUGAAAGAGGAAAUUUACAAGUAUACACUCUUGGUGGUGGUGGUGGAGGACCUGGCGGUGGCAGUGGGUGGAGAAAUAGAGGGGUAAUCAGACGCAAGUUAUCUGCAGAACAUGGUGUCUUUGCUAAUGGAUCUAUUCAUUGGUUAAGUUUUAAAGGUAAAGACAUAAUGGCCUUCAAUUUGUCAGAUGAAAAGUUCCAUGUCCUCCCUAUGCCACCUGUUUUGGAGUCUAAUUGGAAGUACAAUUCUGUUCUUGAAUCAUUUGGAGAAUGGUUGUGUGUUAACGCCUGUGGAAGUACUCCAAGUUGUUUAGAUAUAUGGACUUAUAAGCAGACAUCUUCGGAUAAGAAUAUUGCAGCUUUGGAUAACAAGGAUGAGACAUGGAGCUGGUGUAAGGAAUUCAGUAUAACUCUAGAAAGUUCGUCAUACAUUUGGCAUUAUAGGCCAUUCGCUGUUACCAGGAGAGGUUUGGUUCUUCUCAAGUAUAAGCAUUCUAAUCACCCUGCACAUGAAAGUUAUCCGUAUGCGGAUACACUCUUUUGUUAUCAACCGAAAACUGCAACUAUGAAAAGACUUGGGAUUUGGGGUUUCUUUAAAGCGACUCCUCAUACAAACAGCUUAGUUUCACUGGAAGCUUCAGAAGAAACAACAUGUAAGAACAGAAAGUGUGACGAAGGAUUGGCUAGCCUUAUUCCUUCGAAAAGCUAA
Messenger RNA from Papaver somniferum (opium poppy), 1170 nucleotides. RefSeq names its product F-box protein At3g07870-like. The coding region runs from base 1 to 1170 and encodes 389 amino acids. The record is from RefSeq and is a predicted model, not a curated record. The transcript has 2 exons. Lineage: Eukaryota; Viridiplantae; Streptophyta; Magnoliopsida; Ranunculales; Papaveraceae.